Pocillopora meandrina is the source of this 6840-nucleotide messenger RNA. The record is from the annotation of a GenBank genome assembly. NCBI's taxonomy places the organism in Eukaryota, Metazoa, Cnidaria, Anthozoa, Scleractinia, Pocilloporidae.
CAGGAAGUGAAAUGGACGGCGUAGAGACGUAUACGGGCUCAGAGGUUUCGCUUUAUACGGGCUUGGAGGACAAAGAUACAGGUUGAAUUAAAACUGUUCAAAUAGGUCUGAUUAAACUGUAAUGCAUGUUAACUGUACGUAAUUCGUCAGCAGCUUGAGGCAUCAGAAGUUCCGACAAGGAGGACAAGGUCCAAGUUGCAUGGCACACGGUAAGCGAAGAAGCCACGUUCUUCUUGCUUUUUCGUUCCAUAUUGUGAGAAAGGCAUUUGAUGGCAAAAUGUCGACCAAAUAUUGUUUCAAUCUCGGCAUAAAGGAUUUUGUUGUCGGAAAAAGAAGGAAGAUUGUCCAAACACGGGUUCGAUAUAUUUGUAAGCAUCAUACCGAAAAUUGCAAUUGAUUUGUAGUGGACUUUGUUCAGGCGAAAGUGUGAUCUAACUUCGGCGACAAAGUUAAUAUCUAUUAUCUGUUAAUCCAUACAGAUUACGACCUAACUUAUUCUCGAGAAACCGUGUGACAUUCAUUCGUCAAUCUUAACCUCGUAUUGACAUGCUUAAGCGCUCGUAUAUAUUUUUUUAAAUCCAAGUUUUCGCUGAGUUUUUCUGGACUAAGCGCUAAUAGCUUAAAGACAUCUGAGGGAAGGAGAAAGCUAUCCAAUUAACGUACUGAAAGUUAAUUUACCUGCUCGAAAAAGGACCUCUGUUGUCAUUAUUCGUGAAUGUCUCCUUAAGAUCCACUGAUGAGGAUCUAUAUAUAUUUCAUUAAGUGUAAAUUAAACGUUUCCGAAAGUAGUUUGCUUACCGGUAAUCAGAUUUGAGACACCAGCAGAUGUUAGAACGCUUUGAAUAAGUAUACUUGAUCACGAGAUAGUAGUGAUGUCUUUAUAUAGCAUAUUGAAAACCAGAUCAAAACAAAGCCCUGAGAAAUGUAAUUUGAUAUUUGGUAAAUCAAUUUUUGUAUUCUGUUAUCUCCAUUUAAGUCAUUUUUGUACAGCAAUAAUAGUGAUAUUGAAUUCUGAUACACACCUGAAAUAUACAGAUUGGUACAGCUCUCAAUUUAUCUUUACAUUACCAGUUCAAAAUAAUGUGUUACCUACUAUAAACAGUUCAUUAGUUUCACAAUCUUUGAGAAUUAUAGUAAAUGAGGAUUGUACAUGUGAAAUGUGAAAACUUAUUAGGCAGAAUAUGUUUUACUCAACUCAUGUUUUAUUCAAUGAUGUUUUAUUCAAUUGAUGUCGUUGAUUCCUUAGAUGGCAUCUAAUGUUGAAGAGGAGGGAAAACAAUAUGCAAGUGCUGGUAGAGAGGAGUCCUCUGAAGAACAUGGAGAGCCAACAGCACUGUACAAUGUUAGCACAGCUAUUCAGAAAGAUGCUUUGGAAGCUAUGGACAUGUUGCAAUUGGAGAUACAAAGAGUUAAGGAGGAGAAUGAAAUAUUUAAGGAGUUUUUCAGUAAGAUUAUGGAAUGUGGUGGAGAUGAAUAUCGUCAAAUGAUAGAGAGAGGAGGUUGGUGAUGAUUCAUUCAACAUGAUUAUAUAACAUAGUGUUUGGUGUUCUUAAUUGAAAUAUUAAUAUGGAUACCUUUUGAUAUAUGUGUCCUGUAAAUUUUUACAGUGGCUCUCAAAAGUAUUUAUGAGUAAACCCCCUUCACCCUUCAGAGUGAAGGAGAAAGGAACCUGGUUAAUUUCUCACAAGAGAUUUACCAGUUCAGCUUAUGUUUUAAUAAGGCUUCUGUUUUUGGUGUCAAUUUUUAGGUUAAAGUGAUGUAACCAUUACAUCACCAUCUCUGAUGGAAGGCAGAUAUAUUCUAAUUUUAGGCCUAAUACUGCAGGAUCUUUGUAAAAUGUCUUUUGUUCUUUACCUCAUUAUGGAAAUAAUAAUGCCUGACCUUUUGAAAUGACUAAACUUUUCGUUUAUACAUUUUUGCCAUUAUUCAGUGUCUAAUGUGUCAUUUUACUAAAUACAUUGGAUUAAUUCUGAUAGAUUUAAACAAAAACAGGCUAUUUGAAAGGAACUAUAUGGGGUUAUCAAUGGAAAGGCACUAAGUCUCACUUGAAAGAUCUCCUUUUUCCUAAUUGCUUGAUAUUAUAUCAUGAAGUAGCUCUUUGCCAAGAUGGAUAUCAGAGCUUGCCUAAACUUUUGAAUCUUUUGCUAUUUGGCAAUCUUUUUCCUGGUGAUUUCUUUUCUGUUUACUUCUUUUUCAGGCAAAGUAGGUAGAUGGAUAGUUAUGCUAUGAUUGCAUCCAAAUCUGAAAAUUUCUUUUCUAGUUUUAAACAUCACUGUAAAUCAGUUGUGAGAGUUAGUGUUAUACUGCAGCUGAUCAGGUCAUCUUUUUGUGUGUAUAAUGUGUGGAAGGAAUCAAUCAUUUUGAUGUAUUUCUUAUGCAGGUUUGAAUGAACUUCAACAUACAAUACAGGAGACCAUAAAUCGAUCUAGUAAAGCUGAAAGAGGGUAUGGCCAAAGCACCACCGUCAAUAGCAAUCAUACUCAUGAAUUGCGAGAUGAAGUUGAAUGCCACAAGGAUCAGUGCCGUGAACAAAGAGAAGAACGACAAGUUACUGGACAUAUGGCUUAUGGAGUGACCAACGCAUUCUUAGAAAGACACUCAGAAGAUACAAACCUUAGUAACUGUUCAUAUUACACUAAUGCUGAGAUGUUGACUAAGAAUUCUUCAUUACAAGGAGCUUCUCUUGUAGGCCGCUCGGUAAACUUGACCUACUCAAGUAAAGUUCAACCGUACUUUGUUGAAUGUCAAGUUCCUCUCGGGCCAGAUCCAUAUUCUCUAACAUAUGUGUCGUUGUUCCCUCAGACUAGUGGAUCAUGCAUUGGAGGAAAUAAUGGUUCAAGCACUGGUCUCAACUUAUUCAGGGAGCGUCAAUCUGGUGAAACUGAAGAUUCAGUCACAAACAGAAACUAUGGCACAGAAUCAGAAGAAGCUUGUGCAAUGGUGGAAAGGGUGCCUAGGGAGAGAGAAGAAAGAGAAGAGUUUGGUCGUGAAAUUGAAAGAAAAGAGCGUGAAAUUCGAGCAGAAAGAGCACGAAAGAAGAGAGAAAGAGAAGCAAGGGAGCUAAGAGGACCGCCUCAACAGCAAGAACCAGUUACUGGACAAUCUUUGUGGCUUUGUGAGCAUUUCCAACGUCAUUGUAGAGUACGUUUCCCUUGCUGUAACAACUUCUAUUCAUGCCACCGUUGCCAUAACAAUUCCAAAGAAUGUGAGAAUGAGGAAGCUAAAGGAAGUCAUGCAACUCACCUUAAAUGCAGCUACUGUCAUCAUGAACAAGAGGUGAUGAAAGGUUUUUAGUUAUGUUGUAAAUUACAGUUAUAAGAAUUGCCAUAUUUUUUUAUUGGGAUUGGUAGAAAACGUAUAGGAGGAGAUUCAUGUCCUUCUUUCCAGUAACUUUUGUUAACUGUUUUGGUGAGUUAUUAAUUACAAUACAUUCUCCACUGUUGCAAACUCACUUUGCAUGUGUAUGCACAAUUUUAGUUUCCAUUUAAAUAAAAAUUAAGCAAAACAAACCUCACUGCAAAGUCAGAUACCAAAAUGUUAUCUCCUUUCCAUGGCAACUACACUGGCCACAGGUUGGAGUGCUGUUCUCCCUGAUGAAUGAGACAAUCUAUGUUAAGAACUUUGUGAUCAUAAUUCCCACUAACUUAGAAUGUGAGACUUAUGAUUUUCCAAAUCAUUUCCUUUCAGAUUGGUGAAGACAGUGGCAGGUGUCGUAGCUGUGGAGCAAAGAUGUCAUCAUACUUCUGCGCUAUUUGUAAACACUUCUCCAGCAUUGACAAAAAUCCAUAUCAUUGUGAAAAAUGUGGAAUAUGCCGGUAACUGACCUGACAAAGUUCUCAGUUAAUAAAAAACUUUACUGUUGUGUUUUCCGCACCUUUUUAUGUUUUGAAGCUACAUAAGCAUUUUGAAGGGCUCAAAGUGUAACUUUUGUAGUAAGUCAUCUUUUUGGCAACCUACAUGUGUAGAAUCAUAGAAUGGUCACCAGAAAGUAAACCUUAAACAGCUCACAUUUUGCCUAAAUAAUCUUUUUUUUUCCUCAAUCCUACCUUGUAGCCAGCUUUACAAAUUUAAUUUUUCUACCACUUAAAGCAAGGCAUUGGUCUUAUUAUGCUAUGUUUCCUUGUAGCGUACAUAAAGACAAAUCAUUCCACUGUGAUGUAUGCAAUUUCUGUCUUUACAAACCCCUUCAAGGAAAGCACAAGUGCAGGCCAAACGCAGGCCAUGAUGAUUGUUGUAUCUGUUUCGAGGUGAGCUGCUAAACUUCAAAAUACUUAACCACUGGUUUCUUAAUCAUUGUUAUUAUCCUUAAGUAUGCCUAGGCAUGAUUAAGUUAAGUCGGGCAGGCUAGCUGUGACCGAGAAAACAAAACCUAUAAAUAUAUAUUUACACAUCUAGAACUAUAUAUCUAAUUUGUUUAUAUGCAUUAAAAAAUUAGUGUUCAUAACUGUUCGCUUUUGUCCAUCAAAAAAAAAAAAAAAAGAGAAAAAAGAGAAAAAAAAAAUUUUUUUGAAAUUCUUGAAAUAUUAAAAGAUAUAAAAAAUGUCUAUAUUUAAGUAAUUAGCUAAUAAGACUUUUCAUAAAAUAUUAUAAAACUUGAUUAAUAUUAUAUGUUUUUACAAGGAUUUGUUUGUUGAAAUGAACUAUUAUGAAAGUACUUUAAAUGAUCUGGUAAUGUUCAGUGUACUUGAUAUUACUGCCUUUUGCAUGUUAAAUAAGGUCUUGUCAGCUUUUGUCUUGCCAAGAAGUAGUAUAACAUUCUCUCUCUGACGAAUAUCCUCCUAAAACGUCUAUAAUGAUGUUAUAUUGCUUGAUGGUGUAGCCCUUGUGCUGUUGUUUGAGUUCCCAUCUUAAGGGUGCAUAUUUGGUGGUCUUUUCUUGAUUCUUCUGCUUCCUGUUUUCUAUCCAGGGGCAACUCAUCUCUAUGAUCUUUACUGUUUCUGUCUCCUUUUCAACUAUCCUGACAUCUAUUCGGUUGACUCUUACUUCCGUAUUUUCUGCAAAUACUGGUACAUCCCAGAAUGCGCUUGCUUUGGUGUUGUGGUACUCAGGUUUCGGUGUUGUUGGUGAGUACCAUGGUGGGACGCUUUCAAUAAGAUCAAGGUCAUCAAGAAGCUCAAAGAAUAAAAUUUUAAGAGCUCCAUUAUGCCUUGCUAUUAUUAUGCUUGCUUGCUUAUUAUUAUUAUUAUUAUUAUUAUUAUUAUUAUUAUUGUUACUAUAAUAGUUUUAACAAUUUUCCUUUCCACUUCUUUUCCCAUGAGUAAAUUAUCCCACUUUAUUUGUGUAACACUGUGUUCUUUCCAAAGUAACGUAUCAAAAAACCCCUCCUACAUAAGCUGUGUUCUCUGACUACUUUUACACCUUCUGACAUUUUGUCGUUUUUUUGCCAGAAGUCGUAUAAAUGUAACAGUUACUUACGAUUCUGGCAAACUUUUGUACAAUUUUUCUAGCCCACUACAUGUACAUAUACAAGAAAACAUAUCCCUUAUUUCAAGACUCUGUAAUAUCUCUGUUUCAACCUUAACUUCAGCAUACAACUUUUUAUUUUUGGUUUACUUGUAGAAUACUUUUGAGGGAUGUCAGAUUUUACCCUGCUUCCACUUGAUUCAUGACAAUUGUUUAGAAGCCUUAAUGCAGAAUGGAAGGUAAGCACUUCUUCAAUAUUCCUUCUUCACUUCUUUGUCUUUUUUGUUUAUUUGUAUGUUGUUGUUCUAGACUACACAGUUUCUACUUGAUAGUCAUCACUUUCCCAGAGAAAACAAAAUGUAUUAUUUAAGUUGAAAACUCUUAUAAGUAACUACCUCUGAUACACUACUGCGACCAGACUAUUUGUUGUAAUUGGAAAUUCUCAGAACUUCUGGGGUUAACCUCCUUUUGAGUGACCACUUAAGGUGGAUAACUAGCCUUGCAUUUUUUAUGUUUAAUUUUUUCCUCAGAAAGUAGCAAAUGGUCCUCUACCUGGUUGUAAUAAGGCUUGUCUGGCUUAUGGAUACUUUUCUGUGUUAUUGCAAAUGAGGAAACGAUUACACAAGUUUCUCCCUUGCAUGAAGGGAAUCAGGUUUCUGCUGUGUCGUAUAACUUGUUAGUUAACUACAAGUAGCCAAAUAAAUCCAUAUGUAUGUUAAUGAUUAGUAAUUGUAUGUUUCUUGUGUUUCUUGUUUUAGUGACACAUGCCCAUUGUGCAGACACCCAUUACACAGCCCAGCUCCUGAUUGAAAAUUGCUGCACUUUACAAUGACGACAAUCAGAAGAAACAUGUUUUAGGGAGAUGAAAAGCAAAGUAGUAGUAGCAAAGUAGCAAAUUGCUAUACUGUACAUUGUUUGAUUUAAGGCCAAGACUUUACUGCAUUUUGCAUGGCAUGAAGAAUAAUGGGCAGUCAGCUAGGCUAUGGUAAAAUACAUGUUCUUUGAAUGCUAAAUAUUUCUGACAAGGAAAUAAUUUUGUCUGGCUUUGAAAAAAUUAAGACCGUGCUCUUAAAAUGGACAAAAAGGUACAUACCAUAAUAAUUAAAAAGUUAUCUCGUUUAUUGAAGUCCUUGUUUGUUGCUUGAACUUUAUCUAAUAAUAAUUUAAUAAUAAUUAUAAUUACACUUAUAUAGCGCUAUAUAUAUAUCACUCUAUAGUGCUUCACAAUCUUGAAAAAAGAAAAUCAAAGAAAUACAUAAAUAAAAAAUAGGUAUUUACAAAGUUAAAAAUGUUAAAUGUAAAGAAAAGAGGAAUAAACAAGUAAAUGAAUAAAUAAAAAAAACAAAACAAAACAAAAACAAAACAAAAAUGCACAUUAUGUAUAUAACUACUACAAGUAGGCCUCUUUAAAUAAAAAUGUCUUAAGCAAUUUCUUUG